AUGGGCGGGGGAACGAACUGCUCCCUCGCCGGUGGGAAGCCCUUGUGGCGCGACUGGUGGGAAGACACCAAGGCCCUCAUCCAGAAGUUUCCAGAAGUGGACUUCUUUGCCGCCCGGCCAAGAACGGGGUUGAAUGUUGAACCUCAGUUUCAGUGUCAUCUGUAUCCUCACCAGUGUCUUCAGACUCCUCUGUCCAUCCCUGCAGUGGCCUUGCUGGUGCUGGGGACGCUGUUCUUCCUGCUGCUGGCGGUGCUGGUUGUACUGCUGUUCCAGAACAGAGCUCUGAAGAAGGCCCUGUCUGUGAGGGACCACGCCCCUCUGCGUGAUGCUGUCUAUGUGAAGAUUGAGUAUAAACCGGCCAAAGGAGGAGCCUACAGCACCCCGCCGAUGGGGAGUGUCCUUUCUGAGGACCUGCCGUCUGGGUACGAAGAUGUGGGGGGCAGCGAGGGACACUCCCUCUCGGGGGUCCUGGUGACAGAUAACACACUGGAGGACUAUGAUGAUGUCAUCACUGUAGAUCCAAGUACAGGCAGUGCGGCAGGCAGUGAUGAUGUGAGGCUGGUGAAUGGAGGCAGCCCCUGUGCUGGGAGAGUGGAGGUUUAUCAUGAGGGAGAGUGGGGGACAGUGUGUAGCGAUGACUGGGAUGAGACAGAUGCUGAGGUGGUGUGUAGACAGCUGGGCUGUGGGGCUGCUGUGGAAGCACCGAGUGGAGCUCACUUUGGAGCCGGGUCAGGGAGAAUCUGGAUGGAUGAUGUGUCCUGCAACGGGGCAGAGUCCACACUGAAGAACUGUGAUUCAGGAGGAUGGGAUAACCAUAACUGUGGUCAUGCAGAGGAUGCUGGAGUGAUCUGUUCAGACCAAAUGGUCAGGCUGGUGGGAGGAACUCACCUGUGUUCUGGGAGAGUAGAGGUGCAUGAUGGGAACGCCUGGGGCACGGUGUGUGAUGCUGACUUCGACCAGCAGGAUGCAGAGGUUGUGUGUCGGGAGCUGGGCUGUGGGGUUCCUGCAAGGCUCCUGGGGGCAGCUGGGUUUGGCAAAGGGGAGGGCCAGGUGUGGUCAGAGAAGCUUCAGUGUAGGGGAAAAGAAUCUCACAUUUGCUUCUGUCCGACAUCACGCACCCAGGAACAGAACUGCAACCGUGAGAACUAUGUGGGACUGGUGUGCUCUGGUUACACAGAGUCCAGACUGGUUAAUGGUUCUGACAGAUGCUCUGGUCGAGUGGAGCUGAAGUACCUCAGUGCCUGGAGCACAGUGUGUGAUGCAUGCUGGGAUAUGAGAGCCUCCAAUGUCCUCUGUCAGCAGCUGAGUUGUGGGAGAGCAGUGGCAGUGCUGGGGCAGGCCUGGUUUGGGGAGGGGAAUGGCUCAAUUUGGGCUGAUGUGUUUGAGUGCCAGGGGAAUGAGACACAUGUCUCCCAGUGUGCUGUUUCUGCUUGGAGUCGUGCUGCAUGCUCACAUGGACAGGAUGCUGGAGUCAUCUGUUCUGACCACAGGUCCCUCAGGCUGGUGGGGGGAGGGGGGGACUGUGCAGGAAGGCUGGAGGUGUUCCACAGGGGCUCCUGGGGGACGGUGUGUGAUGACUCCUGGGACCUGCAGGAUGCUCAGGUGGUGUGCAGGCAGCUCCAGUGUGGGACGGCCCUCAGUGUACUGCAGACCUCCACAUUCGGACCUGGAACUGGACCCAUCUGGCUGGAUGAGGUGGACUGUGUAGGGAACGAGACGUCCCUGUGGGAGUGUCCCAAAGCAGAGUGGGGACAAACGGACUGUAGACACAAGGAGGACGUGGGGAUCAUGUGUUCAGAGUUCAAACAGCUGAGACUGAGAAUGGGGACAGACACCAAAAUCUGCUCAGGACUGGCAGAGGUUUUCUACAAUGGCACCUGGGGGAGUGUGUGUGAUAAUGGCAUGACGGAAGACACCGCCACCGUGAUCUGCCGCCAGUUAGGCUGUGGGGACGGAGGGACGUUCAGUACAGGAACCACCUCUGUUGGAGUUCGUCAGUGGAUCGCCAACAUUAUGUGCAGACGCCAUGAUGAGUCCCUAUGGCAGUGUCCCUCCUCUGCAUGGGGUGACAACGACUUGCCCCCGGAGUUGCGGCUGGUCGGCCCCAAUAAGUGCUCUGGGAGGGUGGAGGUGCGGAUUGAGGGUUCCUGGGGGACUGUCUGUGAUGACUCCUGGGACAUGAGGGAGGCCCAGGUGGUCUGCAGACAGGUGGGCUGUGGGGAGGCCGUGAGGGCAGAGGUCAAUGCCACAUUUGGGAGGGGAAGUAGCACCAUCUGGCUUGAUGAGGUGAACUGCACAGGAGACGAGCUCCACCUGUGGGACUGCUGUCGUUCCCCACUGAACCAGAGUGACUGCUCUCACAAGGAGGACGCAGGGGUUACCUGUGCAGUGGCCUUCCUGGUGCUGGGGGCGCUGUUCUUCCUGCUGCUGGCAGUGGUGGUGGUCCUGCUGUUCCGAAAUAGAGACCUGAAGAAGGCCCUGUAUCAAGGAGACCAUGUCCCUCAGUAUGAGGCUGUCUAUGAGGAGAUUGAGUAUAAACUGGCAGGAGAAAGAACCUACGGCGCCCCCCGAAGGGGGAGUGUCCUUUCUGAGGACCUGCCCCCUGGGUAUGAUGACGUGGGGGAUGGCGAGAGACAAUCGCACUUGGGGGAGUCUGUGAAGGAAGAGACAGGAGAGGACUAUGAUGAUGUCAUCGCGGAGGAGAGCACAGGGGAUCUUAUGUCAGAGAACAUACCGGACAGCUAUGAUGAUGUCAUCACUGUAGAUCCCAUUACAGGCAGUGUGGCAGUGGACAAAGUCAAGACCAUGGAAGGACCUCUAGAGACGGAGAAGAUGGGCUAUGAUGAUGUUGGGGAGGAGCCUCUUAACAGCGAAGGGGCCUUUAGAGAGUGA
This is a messenger RNA of Megalops cyprinoides (Indo-Pacific tarpon), 2892 nucleotides long. Its product is annotated as antigen WC1.1-like. Bases 1 to 2892 code for a protein of 963 amino acids. The record is from RefSeq and is a predicted model, not a curated record. Gene Ontology annotation, cellular component: membrane. NCBI's taxonomy places the organism in Eukaryota, Metazoa, Chordata, Actinopteri, Elopiformes, Megalopidae. The transcript has 18 exons.